This is a messenger RNA of Taeniopygia guttata (zebra finch), 14378 nucleotides long. Lineage: Eukaryota; Metazoa; Chordata; Aves; Passeriformes; Estrildidae. The record is from RefSeq and is a predicted model, not a curated record.
AUAAGAACAGAUGAACACUAAAGCAUAUUUUAGUUUUGUUUUUUCACCUUUUCUCUAUUUUCUCUAUUGUGAAAUUCCUGCAUUUUUCCAAUGUUCUCACCAUUUCUUUCUAAUUUUCAUUCCUACAGACCUUUUCCCUAAUUUGUUUUAUUUCUCACUUCCUUCAAAUCUUUCCAGUACUUUUAUAUCAGCCUAUUCUUGACUAUGAGCUGUUGUUUGCCGUUAAGGAUGGGCUGAAGAAUGGGGAAACUAUUCAGAGUUAGAUGCCCAGUACCUCUACUGAGCACAAAGCCUUUUGGUUAUUCUUGCUUGUUUUUUGAGAAAGGAUUAAAGACACAGUAAGAUAUUCUUGAUGGAUGCAGAAUUUAAUUAUUUGGCUAACCAUGACCUUGUUUAAACCAGACAGGGAAUUCCCAAUUAGGUAAGAGUGUCCUUCCCUUCUGCUCUCUACAGUAUGGCACUGCUGUUCCGUUCCUCUUGUGUCAGCCUUAAAUGUAAGCAGAGGCCUUCCCACUGCUAUCAGCAAUCUGCUUAGUUGUGGCCUUCUCUUGUGACAUCAGUGUCAGGUUACCAAGUAUUCCCAAAGUGCCCUGCAUUAUCUCCUUGUAUGUGGAAGUAUUUUAGGAGGUUAGCUAAAAUAGCUCAUGUUUUGCUUUUUUUCACCAAAAUUGAAACCUUGCCUACUGGGUCAAUUUAGCUAGAGCUGUCUGGAGGAGAAAAUGCUGGAAAUUCCCAUAUUAAAUAAGCUUUCCAUUGCCUAAAAGAGCAAACUAGAAAGAAAGUCUAAGCAUUGCUGUAGCUUUUGCAGUAUUUUCCUCAUUAAAAAAACUCUGGUAAGUCUCUAGGUGGAAAAAAAUUUCAAAACCAGUGUGAAUGUAACGUUUUUAACUUGUAGAACAAAGUAAAAUUUCUACUGAUUUUAAUGAGUCUAAGAUUUCAUUUGCAUGUAACCACUUAUUUCUUCAGACCAAUAAACUAUUGGAAAAACAUAAUUUAAUGCCUAAAAUGUUCAUAUGAAAAUUUUGAGGACUGUCACAUACAGAGUAGAAGUUUUGUAAAUCCAAGGGUCUUUUUUCAGAAGUACUGAACCACAGUAUUUUUGUAAUAAAGUAUCUUCCUAGGUAAAAUUAAUUUUUAACAUAUAAAGAUGUUUAUACAUCUCCUUAGUGACAAGUUCAUCUUUAUUUCCAGGUUUUUCUUAUUUAUGUAAUGAGUUUCAAGAGAAUACUCGUGUUUUAAGUCAAACCUAAUUAAAUUCUUAUUUAGACAGAAUUGUUGAGGAACCACUUUUACUUGCAUCUUUGGUGUCUUAAAUGAUGGCAAUUGUGUUAAUGACAUGUUCCUGUAUUUGCUAAUUUUUUAUCAGAUAUGUUUAAAACAAAAUAGAAAGCUUUCUGUUCUUUGAAUCAGUUACAUGUAGUUGCAAUAAAUUCAUUAUUUCUGUUCAAAUGGAGGUUCAAGCUCUGAAUAGGGGUAGACUUCUUAUAUGAGGAAACCAAGAGAAGUUACUGGCUGAUUAGGACAGGACUGGGAGGGAUGUCUCGCUGGUCUUAGAAAGAGGAGCUCAGAAAGCUGGGGUAUCACAAGGGAUCUGGAAGUGUGGGGUUCUAUGUAAAGUGUAUAUGGGAGAAGCAACAUUUAGAGGAACUAAGAUAUUAUUAUAAGUGUAUUCAUGGAAGAGUUCACAUGGAAAUUGUAGAGGUAGGGGUUGUAAAAAGUCUUGAAGAGAGGGGUUAGGAACCAUUUGUUUCAUGAGAAGUGGUCUCCAGGGAAUUAGUUUCCAGUAGUGUAUACACAGAAGAUUGGCUGAGUUUCUGAGGAGCAUCUGGAGGCAUAUGUCCCAGGAGAAAUUAGCAGGGAGGGACACUACCAGUAGUCUCUACAAACUACCUGUUUUUUCUAUGAUUCCUUUUCCAAGAUAGAAAAGUUAGCUUCUCUAAUGUGUAUUUACAUUUGGGCUUUUUCUAUAUGAAUAGGCUUUAGCAAUCUUACUCUUUGAAUUCUUUUAUUCUGCCUGUGGUGAUAGUUCAAACAAACUGCAGUUCAAGCACCAGCACUGCACAGCUGUUAAUGAGAGGGAAAAUAACUCUUCCUACAAUAUAUAAGUAGACUUAUCUGACUUCUGAGUCACCAGCUGAAAACCUCUCUUCUCAGAAGCUGGGAGCAGAAAGAAAAAGCUGCUUGGAAUGUCUCAUGUAGCCUAAAUUAUUCUAACUGGAUUUGUCUUGUGGUGUACAGGGUAAUUCUGGUCUUUCCUCAUCGAAGCAUAAAUGAAUGGAAAAACUUUUUUUUCCUAGCUUUUGUUUAGGAGAAAAAGAAAGGAAAAAAUAUUAGAAAAGUUAAAAUAUGGUAACAUAUUCAAAGCUGGUUACAGAUGUAAAACAGCAAUUGACUUAUUCAUCAGUAAAUUUGGGGUUUGUAUAAGCUAUAAGGAAUUUCUGGGACACAUUUUUUCACAAGGUUCUAAGGCAUGUUAUGUAUGCAGGAUAUUCACGUUAUUGAUGACUCCUAUGACUCCUGUUAUGGUAACUGUUGAAAAAUUUAUGAAAAAGAGCUUUCAGUUGUAUGUGUCUUACAAAUGUUAUAUAUAGAUUCCUCAUAAACCCUAACCUUUGGGUGUACUGAAGCGCUUUGUGGUUGGUCUGAACAAUUCUUGUUCUAGGACAUUACCACUAGGGCUUACUAUGUUUCUUCUUUGUAUAGUUGUCCCAACUCUUUGUUACAGCACACUGUGCUUUCUAUAUUACUGUGUCAGUUUCUACCUCAUUUUCAGUCUCUAUAGCAACAGUUUCUCAGCAACUGGGAGAUGCUUAGUAAAGGCCUCUCAAUUUAGAAACAUUGCACUCCAACUAAAAAAAAAAAAGCUUUGAAACAAGGAUCAAAGAAGUUUUAUCUUUAAUAAUUCAGGAUAUUUAUUACUAAUUAAUUAGUGUUCUCUGUUUUGACUGCUUAGACAAUUACCUGAUACUUUGAUCUAGGCCUUCGCUAGGCAUUUGUUGUGAGCAGCUUUAAUUUAAAAGUGAAACCUUUAGAACUGUGUCUUGAAGUCAACUUUUAAGUGCUGUAAAACUACUGGACUUCUCUGGCGGUAUCAUCUGACUUCUGGACCUUCAGUAAGUAAUGACAGGAAGGUAAGCGCAGCUGCUGUAUUUAGAAGAGACAAUAAUUUUGGCAUUUGAAUAAAACAUAAAAUGUCUUCACCCUUCACAGGAAACAAAAGUAAUUGUAGGUUCUUUUAUGCAUAUCUAAGAUGUUGAUCAUAUGUUGUCUGAUUUCAAAAGAAAAGUCUCUGUGAUCAAAAAGAUUGAUCUGCUGGGAGGUUUCUGCCUUACUUCAUGUGGCUCGUCUUUCUCUGUACUUUAAUUUAAUUAUGUAGUAUGUUUCAAAAUGCAUUUUAUUUGCUAAAGUACAUAUUCUGAGAACCUGUACAUCAAACAAAGUACAUAUAAGUAAUCAAGUGUUACUUUUCUUUCACAUUCCACUUAGAGUCAAGAAAAAAGCUAUCCUUGUUCUGCACAAAAGAGUAUUCAUUUUAAUGGGCCAGGACUUUUAACUGUAACAAUUUAUUUCCUGAACAUUUGUACAUAAUUUUAAUUUUUUAAUUUGUUUUCUUAAAUGUUUUUCACUAUUAAAGCACAAAAGGAACUGAAAUAUAACAGGCUGAAAUGGUGUAUCAAUGGGCAAAGUUACUUCAGAUUAUAUGGGCACCAGAUACUGUUUCUGCUUUCACAUUGUGUUCAUGUGCUAACACUAAAGUAGAUUCUCUUUGUUUCACCCACACAGUCAAGAUCUGGACUGUCCACAGAGUUUUGUAUAUGAAAAUGUAGACUGUACAUACAUUAAUAAUGUCUUCUGUAACUUUUUAGAAGGAGGGUUUAUAGAUAUGAUAUUGUACAAUAAUAGCCAGUUUGGUAAAACACAGAAACACAUGGUUGACUUUGAGACUAUGAAUACCCUAGUACAAGACUAUAGAGUGUUUUUCCAUAUGGGUAAUUUAAAUGUUAGACAUUGUGUUUUACUGGACAGAGAUCUGGUCAUCUUAUACUAAGUAUCAAGCACUCAUAGAUUAUGCAUGCUAUAUAACUCAUUAAGUCAGUGGAUGUGUUCUUAUUUGAGCAAGCAAAUUCUAAUGAGUUCUAAUUUAAGUGAGUUUAACCUGGAUAUUUUUACAUUCAUCCCAUCCACUUUCUUUAUUUUAUGUACCUCUGGUACAGAGAAAAUAAAGGAGGCAAGCUGUGUAUUUCUAAGUCUACCUUCUAGACUGCUACAUGUAGCUUUCACCAAACACUUAUGUUUAAUUCAUUGCUCUGUGUCUUCUUUCACUGAUUUCUGUACAUGAACUUUUCUGUCAAGUUAUGCAGAGGCUCCUACUACUGCAGCUAUUUUAGGAACAGUUGUAUCAUAUUUUCAUAUAUAUUGCAUAUGAAUAUAUAUCUGUAGGCAAACUUAUGUGCCUGUAUAAAUGCUGGGCAGAGCUGUAGUUUUGCAGUAAAUAACUCUUAGUAAGAAAGAAAAUAGAAUAGUGGAAAAGAAACACAGUGGUAUUUUUUUCAAAGAAGGACUACAGUGAAAACUGUGGCAUUAUAGUCUUGAAUGAAAAAGACUAUUAAAACAAAUUAAAGCAAAUCUGUAUCUCAGUAUUUUAAGUAUCUAAACUUAGGUAAUGACUGAAAUCUAGGGACUGAAACACAACGUUGCAGCUUUCACCAGUUAAAAUGGUGAGGAGAAUAUUUAUGGUAGACUCAAUAAUUUUAGAUCAUUGAAUAUGCUUCAUAAAUGGCCAGUAUUCUGUCAUGUUUAUGAAAAAUGAUCAAUGAUUCGAACUCAAAAAAUGUAAGAAGUGACCAUUUGUUUAAAUUCAGAUUUAACACCAUAUUUAUUAUUUAAGUUUUAAAUCAUUUACAACUAUUUAAUUUUUAUUUAUUUUAGCAAACUUUCCCUUUGCUCUGCACAGUAAGCCAUAUAGAUGGCCUUUGGAAUCUUGUGUGACUUAGAUCCAUUACACCUAGUGUUUCUCAACUGCUGUGUUAGCUGAAAGAUAGUUACUACAGGUAAUUAAUAUUUUUAUUUCUGUGAUUGAAAAUAUAAUGCAGUUUUAGAGCAUUAGUGAAAUAAAUCCUGAGGGGAGGCAUUCAGUUUCCAUUAUUACAGGGACAUAACUACUUUUGCUUUCAUGGUUAUUGAUGUAAGUAGGUUCAUGGUUAAGCUUCCUUUUCCCUUUCCAUAUCAGCUCAAUAAAAACCAAUGACAACUCAGCCUAAAACUUUAGUUUCGCUUGAAAAUUUUAGAAAAUACUUUUGAAUAAUUGCAAUCAGUGAAUCUGAGGAAGAGUCUGGUGUAGAUAUGCCCUCUGUGACCUGAAAUUGUACACUAUGGACCAUGUAGUAAUACAGCAUGUAAACACUGGGCUCUUAAUAGUGAAAGAUCUUACUUCCUCUACUUAAAACUGUUUUGAGGAUUGGUUUUGCCCUGCUACAUCUUUGCAGUUACUUGAAUUACUCCUAUUUUAUGCUGAGCAGAGAGCUUGCCAUUUGCUGGCAUUUCUCUGCACGUGGCACCAAAACUAUUUUGUUUAAUGUAAUUCUGUUUAAAUUAAUUUCUGAAAUGCAUCCAGUGAAUUGUUCAGAUUAAAAGGUUUAAUUUGAAUGGUUCAAUAUGUCUCUGUCUAGAAUAUGUGGUUUUACACUUUGGUUUGUUUUGUUAUAGAAUGCCUUAUGCCAUCUGUUAAUUUCAAAUGGAUCCAGACUUGCAGGAGGCCUUCAGUGAUGUUGAGAGCUCCGUAUACAGAACAGCCCUAAAACUACGCUCAGUACAAAGGCUUUGCCAGUUGGAUUUGAUUGAUGUUUGUCUGAUUCAGCACAUCAUAUCAAGUGAACAAAGGCAGAGAGAAGAGCAGAUUUCUCUGAACAUGCAGCAAAUCUCUAGAAUGCUGAUGAAACUGUUCCAAAGAGCAAGAUUAGAAAAACCAGGCCAGGUAGAUCCAAGAGCUGCUGAAUUCACUUUGGGCCUACUGAUUGCCAUGUAUGACAGAUCUGGAACAGGGUAUGUCAAAACCAGAUCUGCUGCAGCUGCCCUAAUUUCCCUUUCAGGAGAUACUCUACUGGCUAAAUACAGAGCUUUUUUCCAGUUUUAUGCUGUCUAUGAUGGGAAGGAGACAUUAAUCACCUGUAGUGCCCUGAGAAGCCUUCUAAGAGACUUAAAUCAGAUCCCAGCCAUUGUGGGAGAAGGCUGCACUCUGUCUUGUGUGGAAAUUGCGAUUCAUGACUGUUUCCAUGGGGUUCUGAAUGCACCUAUUGUUGAAGAAAAAUUCCUGUCUUGGCUGAGAUCAGAGCCUGCUGUUCUCCUGUGGCUCCCUACAUGUUACAGAUUAUCAGCCAUGGAAAUGGUUUCUCACCAAGCUAGAUGCAGAGUCUGCAAAGUUUUCCCCAUUACAGGCAUCAGGUAUCGCUGUUUAAAAUGCCUCAAUUUUGACCUUUGCCAAGCCUGCUUUUUCACUGGCCGUCUCUGCAAACCACAUAAGAGAUCACAUCCUGUUGUGGAACACUGUGUGCAGAUGUCAGCAAAGGCGAACGCAAAGCACUUUCUGCGCACCAUCAGGAACAACCUGUUUCAAGAGCGCUGCAGAAGAAAAGAGGCUCAGAGAAGGACAGCUCUGGAGUCAGUGGAGGAGAGGCACUUCCCUGCUCACAAAAAGACUUUUUCUCCUGUGGAAUUCAGCGCUUCAUCACGACCUGGUCCUGAAAAUGUGCCUUUCCAACUGGACAAUUGUGUCCCAGAAUCAUCCAGAUUCAUACCUGAAAAUAGGACUGUAAUGCAGAAGAGUGAGAGUAACAACAAGACACCUGAGCAAGGCAAGACAAUAGCUCAGGCAAUAGCCUCUUUUGAAGCAGAUGUGAUAAAAAUGCAUGAAUCCAUUAAAAGCAUUCACAGUGACAGCAGGUACAUGAAGAAGCAGUUCAGCAAAUGGAAGGACAAAAUGCAAUUUCUUCAUAACUGCCAGGAACAGAAAAGCUGCAAAAUAGAGGCAAAACUCCAAAGACUGAGAGUAAGCCAUGAAAACCUACAAAUGACACUGCAGCACAUGAAGGAAGAAGUAAAGACCAUGUUGCAGUCAUCAGAGUGUCCUUUUGCACAGUGUCAUAAUACAAUGCCAAGAAAUCCACAUGUUCUGCUGGAAAGGAGAAUGCAGAGUGAAUUAAAUCCUGCCCAAAUAAGGCCUACUUCCAAAACAGGUGCAGAACGGAAAUCUUUGAAUCCCCCAAACUCUUUAAAUAGAAUGCAGCUUUUACAGACACCUGAGGUUCCCACUGCAGUGGAACUCAUGUUCUCAGAUGACCCACUGGAGUCAGUGUCUCUGCAGAGUGACAAACCCUUUAUGGGACAGCAUAAACAAGCAAAAGAGAAACAAACAUAUCUGCCUAAACUGACAGAAAACUCUCCUGGUGGAAUGGGGAAUACAGUUCUUAUUCCCACGGCAAUGCAGACACCACCUGAUGAGAAGGAAGUGAGAGAGGAAUUGGAACUGCUAAUGAUGAAACUGAAGGAUACAUUGUCUCUCCAAACCCAACCAGCCCAACAAACUGCUUUGCACCAGGAGUUCUUCUCUACAGCUGAGCAAGUUUCUAGGUCCUUUUCUGACCUCAUCAACCAAAUAAUUUCACCAUCUUGUAAAUGAUGGAAACUACCAUUCACCUUACAACUUCACUGAACUACUUAAGCAAACUACCUUGUGCAAUACAAGCCUAUCAUCUAGAGAUGCACACCCUGUUUCUGCAAAGUCUAUGAAUUACUAAGUAAUGGACAAAUGUCUCUUACAUAGAAAACUCAUCCAAAAGGGUAAGCCAACUUUUUUUUCCCAGCAGAAUCUAGCUUGGUUAAUUCCCAUGGGCACCCUCCAAACAAGAACUGAGAGAAAAAUGAAUGUGGCUGAGUCUUUCAGAGAACAGCAACAGUGAAAGGCAGUGUAAGAGGGAGGAAUUGCCUUGUCCAGGAGAAAGGGUAAAGCCUGAUUUGCUGCUUUCAGCAGGCCUGAAAGAGAUUUUGAAAUAUUUUCUUUCUAUAUGCAUAGUUAAUUAAGGCCAGCUGAAACUUCAAAAAUAUAAGAGUAUAAACCAGAAGUAAAACAUUUUCAGGUGACCUUUGAAAGUGAAUUACAAGAUAAAUAUGACCUUAUCACUACAUUCUACUUUGAUGACUGCCUUAAUCAAUUAAGGAAUAAUUUUUUUUUCUCAACUUUGACAUGAAAUGUGAAUAGAGGCCAUAGAAAAUUUUCUUUGAAUUAGUAUUAUUACUACUACUAUUUAUUCUCCUUGAAGAAUUAUGGCUUAUUGUUGUAACAUGGCUUAACCUUGAUUCAUGUUAUUGAAAGAAACAGCAGCUUUAACUGGCAUGAGAAAUCACUUGUACUUAAUUACUUCCAUGAUCUGUUAGGUUAUAAGCACUGCUUCUAAAGGGAGAACUUUUUUACCAAAUACAGACCAUGCAUGUGGGCAGAAUGGACACUACAAAAAGGGUAGGAAUUAAGUACCUUUGUACAAGACUCUCUGUUUGCUUUAACAGAGUAGUCAAGUGGAAUGACUAAUCUGUUAGUCCUUAUAGUUACAAAAUACAUCAAACUAGAACUGGGAAACGCUUUCAUCUUUCAGGAAACAGCUCAAGAUUUCAAAAUGGUCUCUCUAAACCUGAAUUUGUUUUUUAAAUUGUGUAUCAAUUUAAAAAAAAAAUCAGUAACCACAAACAAGUUAGGUCUGCUAUUCCAGAGUCAACUAUGUCAACAUAUUUGUUCCCAAAAACUACUCUGCUGCUUCCACCACUGACCAUUUAGAUGACAUCUCUUCUUAUCAAAAAGUUGAGCAGUUUGAAAGUACUACUACAUUCAAAAUAAAAAAAUGUAUCUUUUGGGGGAUUUUCAACCAAUGUAAUCAGCUUCAAUUUAUGGACUGGAGGUGAAAAAAGACCUUGUUCCUUAAGUGUUAAUUUUAUUUUCAUGUAUUCACCUAAUUCUUUUAUUGUUAUUCAACUUUGCACCCUGAUAACAUUUGCUAUUUUCAAAUCCAUUUCCUUGGCUUGUUUACUGCACGUGUAAUUUCUUUUCUUGUUUAAAGCAGUCAGAGUCAGGGGGGUUAACUUGGAACUCUUGUAGCAGGAACUCAAAAUUUAGUGAUGUAAGCAAGAAAUAGAAAUGCCAGAGCCACCGAAGAGAAGACAUGCGGCAUUGCUUACUUAAAGCCCCAUCCUGUCCCCCCAAGGACAAUAGCUGCUACCAGGAUGGCACCAGCGAUGGAGCCUAUUAUAAGAUUGGUGGCACUAGGACCUGUGGUAAAGGAUUAGGGUAAGACAGACAUAAGAACCAAUGACUUCAUUCACAUUAUGUGAAGCAUCUGAAGGGUAGUCAAACAAUUCAGGGAAUACAGACAGCACACAAGGUGAUGCCUCUAGACAGUCUCAACAAGCCCAGCUUAACUUACUUUUCUUUAACAAUAGGAACAAGGGAACAAACAAUGCUGUUGGUCUCUGCAUUGUGCUAUGCUGACUUCUACCAUAGAUAAAAACCUAGUAUUAGACAGUGAAUUCCAUUGUUACUUAUUCCAUUAUCUUCUUCAUGAACUGUCAGCUGAGGACACUAAGAUAGUUGUGAAUAAUUUCUUAACUUAGAGGGAAAAGGAUGAAUGCUGUAUGUUUUAAGACUACAGAAAAUGAGAAAGAAAUAAAAAAUCAAGAAGACCUCUCUUUUUUCAUGGAGCUCCUGAAAGGUGUAGAUAUUUUAAUUUGAGCUGAGAGCAUCUAGCACCACUUACUUAUCAGAGUCCAGACACCCUACAGUUACAUCAAUGCUAAAUUUACAAUUGUUUGACAAAAGCAAAGGAUUAUAUAAAAGUGAAGGAAAGUUGAAAUAAAAGUUUAUUUCCACUAAGCUUGCCAAAACAUCAAAGCAUCUCUUCAUUAUCCUCAAGAAGCUACUGAACAACAAAUUGGGGAAGGGUGGAGCAGAAAAAAAGAGCAAUAAAAAGAAGCAGCACAAAAUAUAUUCGUGCUAUUUUCUGAAGAGGGCAAGAGAACAAUAAAUAAGAUAUUAAUAAUUGACCCUUAAGUGCUGUGUUUACAUAGGACAGAGGAAACUGACAAUAGGCUUGAGUAACAUUUGCUCUGUACAAAAACUUCCUAUUGCAGUCUUUGAUGUAAAAAAUUGCAAAAUGAAAGCAACUCAACAGUUCUUCUGCAGCAUAUCACAACACUCUUUGUUUAACCAAUUGCAUAUUCAGGAAUAGCCUUCAAAAACAGCUCUUACCCCUAUCCCACUCUUCUCAAAUUGACACUUCUACAUAGCAAUUGAAAUUUUCCUAAUUAAUUGCUCUGAGCUGAGUUUGGAAAAAUCGUCGCACAGCUAAUAUAAGGAAGAAAGAGGAGCAGCCAGAGAGCAGCAAAGAAAGAGGAAGGGCAGCUGCAACAACUGAAAGUUUUAAGCUGAUAGGUCAAUAUUACAAAACCUCCUGCACCACCCCACACACUUCAAUAAGCAUUUGUCCUAGAAGUUUUAAAAGUUACUGCAGCCACUUUAUUGCCUCCACUACAUGUUUCUCACCUCAGUGCUUCUGGAGAUUCUGAUUAGCUAAAAGAAAACCAAGUUUUAAAACUUGCUUCCUGCAGUUCCUACACAAAGUAUUCAGGAAUAUGAAAAAAAUAGUUGGACUGAAAAAAAUAGAAUUAGCUUUACAGAUGAACAGUGCAUGAAUUUGACAAUAAAAAUCAAAAGGUAAUUCUGCACAAUUUGGAAGAAUGUAUCUUACUUGAACUUGCCUUUAAGUCACACCUGGCUUAACAGGCUUGAGCAUGGUGGAGGGUAAGUGCCAUCCUGCAGGCAUUGUUGUUCCAAGUAAGGCUGGCUUGUAACAGCAGCCUAAUGAGCCACCAUAUUUGACUGAGAUCUACAGUUUGCUCUGGAUUCAUCAAAUGAUCUCACAGAACAAAAGACUGGAAACACACCAAGUGAUUUAUCUGUACUAAAUUUGCCUUGAAAAUCUAUAAUAAAUAAGGCUUGAAAAUUCUUUCUAGCCAUAGAAUGCCAUCUUCUCACAAAAGAGGUGCAAUGAUUAAUUGUUAGUAACAGUCAUAAAUUAGAUAAAGAUGUGCCAAAUCAACUCUUUUACAUCCCGCCUCUCACUAUGUUCCGUGGUUGUUAAAUGCCCAGGGAUGUGUAUCCAUUUCAUAGUGCACAUCUAAUACCCAAACAUCAGUUUAUUCUUUAAAUAAAGAAAAUCACUAUUAGUUUUGCUUACUAUAAAUAUCAAAUAAUUCAAUAAAUUUAAACAGAAGAUAAUAAUAUACAAAACAAUUAGGUUCAGGUAGAAAAGUAUAAAUAUUUUUAAAAAACAAGCCUGUAGAAUAGGUAAUAUGACUGAACAACAACCAUUUAUUUAUGAGACUGGAGUCCUCCAACUGUUGAAUCCCAGUUUCAAAAUACAGAGAUCUAAGAGGAUCACUGAUGAGUCAUUUUAAGACAGACUGUGCACAUAAAAGGAUUUAAAAUGAGAUUACUUUUAUGUGUUAUACCUUAUUGUAAGGAUCUAUGCCUUAUGUUUUAUUAAGCAUUACAAAAUAAAUGGUAUUAUUAAUAAACCAUAAUUUUCUACCAGUAAAGAUAUUUUCGAAGAAAAAUAAAAAUCCCUAUGUUUCAGCUCUCUAGUCACUGAACUCAGACACUUGACAAACCAGAAGUAAGAGGAAGGUGUUAAUAACCACCAUACUUGUGGGAUCACUUUCCAUCCAGACUAUCACAAGAAGGAACACUUUGGUACAUUUGUUCUUUCCACCACACACUACUGCUAUAACCUGCACACACAGAUUUAUCAGGAGCAAUCUCCUGGAGAUAACUGCCUGGCACACCUCCUUUUCCUGCAAGGACACUGCUCUGGCCUGGCUAUUGUACCAUCCCUGGCCAUCUUUUAAGACCCUGAUACAAAUCCUACUGAAGGUGUUAGAGCAGAACACACCUUUAACUCCAGUAGACCUCAUACUAUUCCUAAAACCUUCAUCAUCCUCCAAUAUAUUCUACAAGAACUAAUACACAACAUUUGAAACUCUGGCCGUAUUAGAAAAGGCAAUUUUACUGCAGACUGCAGUCCUGCAGGUAACAACAACUCUGGUGAUCUGAUGUCUUUUCUUGCCUGUUGCUUUGCCAGCUAAAUCCUCUGGUUUAAGUUAUCAAACCUAAGUAUCCAUUUUGGUACAAAAUCUGGAAAAAAAACCUACUGGACUCUUUUGUCCUCCAUGAUUCUGGAAAUAAGUUCAUGAAUCAUUAAGUAAUUAAAGUUAUUUCAGCACUUUGAACAAGCAUUUACAAUUUGCAAGUGAAGUGGUGAGAAAGGAAGAAGGACAGGUCCUGGCAUCAGGCUGUGAUGCUCACACCCUCCCCUGCAGCCACGCAGGGGCCAGCAGGGCCUGAAGGGCAUGAGGAACAGAGAGGGAAUUUGCAUUCCCUGCCUGAUUCUACAAACCAACAAAAAGUAGCACUGGCUUGCCUUGAAUGCACAUUUGUAUCUGAAGAAACCAGAGGACAGAGAAAUAUUGAUGAGAUGCAGGAAAAAAGAAUGAAUAGAAACAAAGAGUCAGGUAGUGAGCAAUAAAAGCAGAGGAGGGAUGAAGAAAAGCUGGCGUUGGUAUAGAAGGAUGCAGGAGCAGGAACAAACGGUCAGGGACACUGGUCAGAACUGAGUGGCUUGAGACAGCAGGUGAGGGAAGAGACAAACAGAAGAGAACAAGGCAGAAUGUAAGCAAAAGGCAAGUGGUCCUCAACUUGUAGGUAAAUCUUCUGCUCCAGAAUCUGUCCCCCAAACCUCUACAACUUUCACAGUCUUCAGUUUUUAGCAAACAGUUGUAAAAGCUACCAGUAGAACACAGAGCUGAUCUUUCUCAAGGAAAUUACCUAUUACCAUCUUCCUUCUAUUUGUUUUCUCACCAUUGUCCUCUGUGAACACAAAGGUCUACUCAUUUGAGAAUCUUGGAUUCGUUUCAUGUAUGGACAGGUUCCUCAGGCUGCAGACUCACACAUGAAGCACUGCCUCACUGACUAAAACUGUGUGUGAAUGAAUGCCUUUGCACUCGGCCUGAUUGGAAAUCACAGACCGUCCUGCUAAUGAGUCCCCCUUCAGAGAGGUGCCACUGUCACAUGCCAGAUGUCAUAUAUAGAACUAGAAACAUGGAGAAGAUGGAAAUCUCAGAGCAGAAAAAUAGCAGUCUUACCAUCUGUAGUUUGCACAGUGAAUGCAGAAUGAAGACAGCUUUUACAUGGGCCUUUUUAUGUGUAUAUGUACAUGAACACAAAUUUAUAUAAAUUAUAGGCAUUGUUAAAAUUGAGGUACUGGGACAACACUUGGGAUUACCAUUUCCUAGAACUGAAAAGACAGUAAAAAUUGCUCAUAUGUAUUCUUUGUACAUGAAUACUACACUCCAGCACUGUGCCAUCUUGAGGUAACAGAAUCCUAGCAACAGAACCUUCAGAAGCUUUAAUGUAAAACUACCUGUCUGUAUGACUAUCAGCAGCUUUUAUCUGCCUAGCUUGAUCAUUAGCCUGAACGCUCUGCAUGUAAUAAAAUGGUUCACAUUACUCAGUCUAUUUCACAAAAUAAUCAAGAAGUCCCUUCUUUUUUUCUUCCUUUUUUUUUUUUUGGUACUUUGGUGUAAUGGAAACAUUUAGACAUUUAAUUUUAUGGUGACAAUAUAAAAAUUCACAAACUUUUUUUUUUUAUGCCCCACAUUAUCCCAGACAGGAGAAGGUUCAACACUGCAUGAGCAAACCACAUGACACAGACAAAUCACAUGACAAAUACGGUCACCACAGAACAAAGCUAAGGGGAACACAGAGGCUCAGGUGCAUACGGUUACCUCACACACUAAGGCACCAGACAGAGAACUCAAACUGAGAAAAGUGCUUACUCUAUUCCCCACCCUGUGCCUCCAAAAAUCACCCCCAAGGCCAGAAUGGUCCCUGCCACUGCACCUAUUAACCUGUUAGCGGCCAUGCUCACUGUGUGGAGGGAAAAGGGAAGAAUUUUUCAGGAAAUCAUCACAUAUAUGUCUGAAAUGAAAACAUAAAAUAAUUCCUCAGAGGGAUACUUUAUCAUAUAAUCCACUGUUGGAUAAACAAUUCAAAUCUCAUCACAAACCUUUGUUUACCAAAUAGUGUAGCUUUAAAAAUUCUGAAAUGAACUCUAUUUGGUUUUCUUUGAGUGCUUGCAAAUAUUUAAAUGAGAAGUUUUCCUGUAAAUUCCUUUCAGCUUGUGAUUCUAUUAUUUGGUCUAAAAGGGAACAUCCUCAACCUACUGCUUAUUUAAACCAGCCAAAAUGUAAAUAAAUUGCCAAUAAAAAAACUUUGGUUUUGA